AGUAUCAUGCACGAACGAAGCCCAUUUGCGUUUCCUUCUGAAGAGGCUGAAUUGUAUGACAGGCAAAUUCGCCUCUGGGGCAUGCACUCUCAAGAAAUAUUAUGUCAAUCAAAGGCUUUAUUCCUCGGAUUUGGCUCUACUCAAGCCGAAAUUUGUAAGAACAUAACCUUGGCUGGCAUGAAUUACGUUUGCAUUAUUGAUUGGGUUACCGUUCAACCACAAAAUGCGGUAUCGCAUUUAUUUCUAAACCUUAACACUUCAGUUGGAUUGAACAGAGCCCUUGCUUCGAAAGAAGGGAUUUUAGAACUCAAUCCAUUCCUCCAAAUUGACACUGUCGCUGUUAGCGAAAAUACAACUGAAAUCCUUAAUUGCCUUAAAAAGCAGACAAAUCAGAUUUCGUUUGACAUCGUCGUGGCGUCUGGAUUGAAUUAUCAAACUCUGUGCGAAGCCAACAAAAUAUGCCGUUAUAUCGAGGACGAGUAUGAACUGUCCAGACCCAGAAAAAGAAAAAAAAAGCAGACUUCAUUCAUUAUUGUAGAAUGUCUAGGGAUGCAAUCUUUCGUAUUUUUUGAUAUCACUAAUCAAUUAUAUACAACGCCAGCCAGUAAGCCGUCAGGACUCACGGAGCAUUUGGAUUACGUCGAUUUCGAAAGUUUUCUCAACACAACUAGAGUAGGUUCUGAAGUGUCUAAUAUAUACUGGAUAAUACGGGGUAUUUAUAAUAUGGAAAAAUCAAUGCAGCGGAUGGUUCGGCUAGGGGACGACUUAAGCCAAUUAGAAUUCGAACUCCAACAGACUAGAGAAAACACUAAUUUUUGUUCAGUUGCUGAAUUUAUUAAAUACAGGAAUUGUGAAAUCAAUCCUAUAUGUGCCAUCAUUGGGGGACUAGUAGGACAAGAAAUCAUCAAAAUUUUGGUUGAUGCUACAGUGCCGCCUAUCCAGAAUUUUUAUUAUUUUGAGGCAAUAACUGGCAAGGAUAGAAUAGAUAAAAUCGGAUGUAUUUAAUGACAUUCAAAAUCAUUACUGUCUAUAAC
Molecule: messenger RNA, 1034 nt
Organism: Schistocerca gregaria
Lineage: Eukaryota; Metazoa; Arthropoda; Insecta; Orthoptera; Acrididae
Product: SUMO-activating enzyme subunit 1-like
Exons: 5
Coding region: 7-1005 (332 amino acids)
Biological process (GO): protein sumoylation
Cellular component (GO): SUMO activating enzyme complex; cytoplasm
Molecular function (GO): SUMO activating enzyme activity
Source: RefSeq, a predicted model, not a curated record